AUGAUAGCUUCCUACGACGUAGUCCUGAAGCUGAGGGAAUCCCCCAUCCUGUCCCUAGCGAUCGCCUCCCUGGCCUAUCUCCUCGCAUACGCCGCCAAAUCGUACGCCGGCUCCCCGCUCCGCCGGUAUCCCGGCCCGUGGCUAGCAAAGUUCACCAACCUGUGGCGGCUGUACCACGUGUCGCGCGGGAGUUUCCACCACGUCCUCGUGCGCGCGCACGAGAAAUACGGGCCCGUCGUGCGCAUCGGCCCCAAUGUGCUCGACAUUGACUACCCGGACCUCAACAAGACCGUGUUCAACACCAAGGGCGACUGGAAGAAGACCGAAUCGGUGCUCGCGAGCAGCGCCAUGGUCGACGGCCACGUCGUGCACAACCUGUUCAGCCAGACGGACGCGGCCAAGCACGCGCGCGAGAAGAAGCCCAUCGCCAAGUACUACUCGGCCAGCGGCGUGGCGGAGCUCGAGCCGCUCAUGGACAAGACCAUCGCGCAGCUGUGCGACGAGCUGGAGCGGCGGUUCGUCGACGCCCCUGGCGGCGCAGCCGGCAAGCCCUUUGACCUCGGCAGGUGGAUCCUGUACUACACGUGGGACGUGGUCGGCGCGGUGACGUUCAGCGAGCCGCUGGGGUACCUGUCGGCGGGGCGCGACUUUGACGGGAUGCUGGCGACAGCAGACAAGUCGCUCGACUACUUUGCGCUGUGCCUGUGCGUGCCGGCGCUGGACUGGUGGCUGGCCAAGAACCCCGUGGUGCGGCUGGGCCCGGCGGGGUUCGACCCCGCGGUGGGCAACGCCGUGAAGCACCUCGUGGCGCGGUACCAAGGGACCGACGGCGGCUUCCACUCGGCGGCACAGCCCGACUUCCUCGACCACUUCAUCGCGGCCAAGAGCGACGGCGCGGCCGACGACAACCAGAUCGUGUCGUGGCUCAUGAUCAACGUCCUCGCCGGCGCCGACACGACGGCUAUCUCGAUCCGCUCCGCGCUGUACUACUGUCUCAAGAAUCCACGGGUCUGGCAGCGGCUGCGCGCCGAGCUCGCGGCAGCCGGGCUGACCGCAGGUGGCGGCGGCGGCGUGGCGACGUACAGAGACGUGCGUUCGGUGGCAUACGUCGACGCCGUGGUGCGCGAGGCGGUGCGCAUGCUGCCGGGCGUGUCGUUGCCGAUAGAGCGGUACGUGCCGGCGGGGGGCGUGCGGCUGCGGGACGGCAGCUUCGUGCCCGAGGGCGCCAUCCUGGGCUUCAACCCGUACGUGCUGGGCCGCAAUCGUGAGGUGUGGGGUGUUGAUGCCGCCGAGUUCCGGCCCGAGCGGUGGCUGCGCGGCGACGGCGAGGCGGCCGACGCCUUCGCGGCCCGCCUGCAGGCCAUGAACAACGCCGACCUCAGCUUUGGUGGUGGGAGCCGGUCGUGCCUCGGUAAGCACAUGGGCCUGAUGCAGGUGUACAAGGUCGUCGCCACUCUCGCGCUGCGCUACGACAUUGCGCUGGCCUAUCCCGACCGUGAGUGGAAGGUCAUCAACAGCUGGUUCCCGAGGCAGGAGGGGCUGGAGGCCGUCAUCGCGAAGAGGGCGUGA
Messenger RNA from Lasiosphaeria miniovina, 1569 nucleotides. Its product is annotated as cytochrome protein. NCBI's taxonomy places the organism in Eukaryota, Fungi, Ascomycota, Sordariomycetes, Sordariales, Lasiosphaeriaceae. Bases 1 to 1569 code for a protein of 522 amino acids. Gene Ontology annotation, molecular function: oxidoreductase activity, acting on paired donors, with incorporation or reduction of molecular oxygen; monooxygenase activity; heme binding. The record is from RefSeq and is a predicted model, not a curated record. The transcript is spliced from 4 exons.